AUGCUGCCAGUGAUCCUGAAGGAUGAGAGAGUGACAGGAGACUGCUAUGUUCAAAUAUUGCAAAAGGUAAAGACCUGGAUUCUUUCUGGAUAUCCUGAGGCUAGAGACAAUCGAAAGCACAACAAGAUCAAUAAGGCCUUCAAGUUUACAUUCCAGCAGGAUGAAGCUGCUUGUCAAACGAGCGCAGUUGCCCAAAAUUUCUCAGGGAUGCGUUCACGAACAGAAUAUUUCACUGCGGCAGGAACUGCUCAAUCUCAGCGGAAAUUUUCCCCGCCUACCCACUACCAUGACCGCCAAAUAGUUUUCGCCAUUAAGCCAUUCUCCUUUCUUUCUUUCUUUCUUUCUUUCUUUCUUUCUUUCUUUCUUUCUUUCUUUGCAGAUCUUUGUUCGUUACUCGUCGUAUAUUCUUUCUUUCCUUCUUUCUUACUUUACAACACUUUGUUUAUUACUCUUUCUUUCUUUCUUUACAAGUCUUUGUUUAUUACUCUUUCUUUCUUUCUUUCUUUCUUUCUUUACAGAUCUUUGUUCGUUACUCGUCGUAUAUUCUUUCUUUUCUUCUUUCAUACUUUACAAGACUUUGUUUAUUACUCUUUCUUUCUUUCUUUCUUUCAUUCUUUCUUUCUUUCUUUCUUUCUUUCUUUCUUUCUUUACAAGUCUUUGUUUAUUACUCUUUCUUUCUUUCUUUCUUUCUUUCUUUCUUUCUUUCUUUCCAAAUCUUUAUAUUUUUUACUCUUCGUAUCCUUCUUUCAUUCUUUCUUUCUUUCUUUCAUUUCCUUUCUUUCUUCAUUUCUUUCUUUUUCUUUCAUUUUUAAUUUCUUUCAAUCUCUAUUUCUUUUUUGUUUCUUUGUUCAUUUUUUCUUUAUUUUUCUUUCUUUCUCUUUAUUCUUUCUUCCUCUCGUUCUCUUUCUUCAUUUCUUUCUUUCUUUCUUUCUUUCUUUCUUUCUUUCUUUCUUUUGUAGAUAUCUUCUCAAUUAUCGACAUUCCAUGAUGUCUCUGGCCUUUUCAGGAUAUCUCACGCCGUUCAUAGCUGUGUGCGUAUCUAUCUAUCUAUCUAUCUAUCUAUCUAUCUAUCUAUCUAUCUAUCUAUCUCAGUUUGUUCAUAUCUAUCUAUCUAUCUAUCUAUCUAUCUAUCUAUCUAUCUGGUCUCUUCAUUAUCUAUCUAUCUAUCUAUCUAUCUAUCUAUCUAUCUCAGUUUGUUCAUAUCUAUCUAUCUAUCUAUCUAUCUAUCUAUCUAUCUAUCUAUCUAUCUAUCUAUCUGGUCUCUUCAUUAUCUAUCUAUCUAUCUAUCUAUCUCAGUUUGUUCAUCUAUUAUCUAUCUAUCUAUCUAUCAUCUAUCUAUCUAUCUUCUAUUCAUUAUCUAUCUAUCUAUCUAUCUAUCUAUCUAUCUAUCUAUCUAUCUCAGUUUGUUCAUAUCUAUCUAUCUAUCUAUCUAUCUAUCUAUCUAUCUAUCUAUCUAUCUGGUCUCUUCAUUAUCUAUCUAUCUAUCUAUCUAUCUAUCUUAUCUAUCAUUUGGAUCAUAUGUAUAUAAAUUUAUCAAUUCCAUGCUCUCUAUCUUUCUCUCUUACUUCAUGCCUAUAUCUAUCUAUCUAUCUAUCUAUCUAUCUAUCUAUCUAUCUCAGUUUGUUCAUAUCUAUCUGGUACAUUCCUAUCUAUCUAUCUAUCUAUCUAUCUAUCUAUCUAUCUGUAUAUGUAUCUAUCUGUAUAUCAAUUUUUGUUAUUACCUAUAUAAAUCAGUUAAUAUCUAUCAUUCUCAUUUUCUAUUUCUUUUUCUCUGUCGUUAUUAGUUCGCUCGUUCCUUCUUUCUUUCUGCAUUUUCUUGCUUCCUUUCCUUUUGUCAAUCGCUGUCUUUUCAUAUCUAUCUAUCUAUCUAUCUAUCUAUCUAUCUAUCUAUCUAUAUUCAGACAUAUUGGUGUACAUCAUACAGGUAUAUCUCACUCCGUUCAUAGCUGUGUGAGUAUCUAUCUAUCUAUCUAUCUAGACAUAAAAACUUUUUCUCGCCACCGUCGUAAUUCGCUGUAUUUGCGUGCAAAGUCCCCUUCCCGCCGUGCUACCCGUCUCCAUUCUUUGAAACCCACCGUGUUCACAAAUGCCCAUCACGUGCGUUUGUUCCCAACGCCGUUACGGAAGCCGCUAUUAUUUGCAAGGCGGGAGGGGCGGUGUGAUGGAGGCAUUUUUCUUCCUGCAUGCAUUUGUCUUUUGUCUCAAACGAGCAAGUCGUUUGACUUUCUUUCUUUCUUCUUUUUUUCCUGCUUCUUGUAUUCUUCCGCGUCUUCUUUUCUUUUCUUUCACUAUUCAAUCUUGUCUUCACGAAAAGAGGCCUAUUUCGUCGUUCAUUCAAUGAAGUAUACUUUUGUGAUUGCAUCGCUACAAACCUCCUAG
Molecule: messenger RNA, 2379 nt
Organism: Acanthosepion pharaonis
Lineage: Eukaryota; Metazoa; Mollusca; Cephalopoda; Sepiida; Sepiidae
Source: the annotation of a GenBank genome assembly